ACCUCGGUUCUAUGGACUUUUCCCAUUCUCUCAUUGGCCGCCAUUUUGCUGCAAUUUCAUUGGAUUCUGAUCGCUCCGAAAUUAAAGAUUUCCUACCAACCAGAGUGUCACCCUCAAGAGGACCUCCUGUGUACAUUCCUAAUUGGAUCUGCAAAUGAUGGGUGACCAAGUCCAUAUGUAUGGGGCACAUCCGGCAAGUUCAGAAGCUUCACAGCUACUAUCCACCUUUUGGCCUAGAGUAAUGGCAGAAAUCAGGAAUAUGGAUCUUAAUCACUUUAAAACUCAGGAACUGCCACUAGCAAGAAUUAAGAAGAUCAUGAAACAAGAUGAGGAAGUAAAAAUGAUAAGUGCAGAGGCACCAGUUUUGUUCUCAAAAGCAGCAGAAAUCUUUAUCAGUGAGCUUUCUUUAAGAGCAUGGAUUCACACAGAAGAUAAUAAAAGGCGAACAUUGCAACGAAAUGACAUCGCCCUUGCAAUUACGAAAUAUGACCAGUUUGAUUUUCUUAUCGACAUAGUACCACGUGACGAGCUGAAACCGCAGAAGCGACAGGGAACGAUGGUGCCUGAACAAGUGCAAUAUUAUUUACAACUUGCUCAAAUGCAACAGACACAACAACCCUCAGUAAGCCAGAGCUCACAAGUCCAGGUUUCUCAAGCAGGCCAUGCCAUUCUAGCAGCUGCUCCUCAUGUUUCCGUCUCAAUUAAUCCAGCCACGUCUCAACCCCAGAUCAUUCAAAUCCAGCCACCAGAUCACCAACAGCAACAACAACAGCAGCAACAUGUUCAGGCAAGUGCAUCCCAGAAUGCACAGCAACACGUCCAACUUCACCUACAGCCUGGGACAUCAGAUUUACAACAAUAUGCGGUUCAGCUGCCUUCGGGUGCCCAAAUGCAGUACAGAUUAGUGCCACAAAUCAUUCAGCAACCCGGUGGACAAACUGUCGUGCAGCUUCAAGCACAGCCGCAUCAGAUUCAGCAGACAGCUGGCGGGCAAACGGUGAUUGCAGUUCAGCCAGCGAGCAGCCAACAAGACGGGCAACAGCAAGGCUCAGAAGUCAACUACAGCCAGAUAUAUCAAAUCGCGGCUGCACAGGGAGGAGGCCAGGCGCCGAUCUUCAUUACUGCACAUCCAGAGCAAAACCAAGAAAACCAACACGAUUCAGAGCAGAAUGAUUGAUUGUCAUGAUGUCAAUGUAUGCGUGUCAAUCAGAUACUGUAGAUGUUCGCGCUAUCCGUGAAACACUUAAUAGCGACAUAGGAUAGCAGCGCUUUGGGCUGUAGCAUCUUCUUUGUAUAUAGUUGUAUUGACAAUACUGUAUCAGAGUUACAAAUACCUUUGUUCUAUUGGUAAAUAGUAUUGAUUAAUCGAAGGCUCUCGGGCCUUGCUUGUAUAUAUAUUUUUCUUUAUUAGGUUUAGUAAAUUGAAGUUUAUCCUUUCAUCACCGGGUUCUUGGUCUAAAGUUUAUCCCCUUCAAGUAAGAAGCAUGGUUUGUCAUCAUCAUCCUUCAAUAUAAUAUCUCUAUAGAGGGGGGGGGGGCACGUUUAUUAUCUGCUUCAAACUGUUCUUUCUAAUGCAUUCGGCGCAUCAUGUCUAGCCCCCGUUUCUGCCGAAGGCAGUUUUUAUCCUUAUUUUACCAUCUUGGCCCCAAAUAUCCUUCGCUAUUUUCUGCUUUGUGCAGACAUUUACUUUUUCCAGCUUUUCAUGUUUCUAUCCCAAGGCAUUCUCAUUUUUAAACAUUUUUCUGACUGGACCAUUUCUCAAAAUCUCAGUGGAAACAUUGCUUUUCAUCAGAGAGUUGUUUAUACAGCAAUUCAAAAGUUUAAAAAUUACCAAUGUCCCGAUAGUCCAUAGACGAAUGUAAUUUCAAUGUUGAUUCUUAAGACACAAUAUUAACGUAGCUAUAUGCAAAAUGGUUAUUUUCAUUAACUCCUGACGGUAUGUUUUUAGAUAGUUCAUGAAAAACGGUAUGAUAGAUACUAAUCUGAUCCGCCGGUCAUAUCCUGACCUCUAGCCAUUGACCUUAAACAUGCUGACCUUUAAUAUUUUGACCUCUCACAUCUUGACCUCUUACAUCGUUAUUUGGCCUUUCGUUGACCUUUUUCUUUACUUUGAUAGGCCUCAUUACAUUUAAACCCUGUAUGUAGGUACAUUUUUUAUAUAAAAAACAGAAACCUUAAAAAUAGGUAAAUGGU
Messenger RNA from Rhopilema esculentum, 2193 nucleotides. RefSeq lists its product as uncharacterized. Lineage: Eukaryota; Metazoa; Cnidaria; Scyphozoa; Rhizostomeae; Rhizostomatidae. Gene Ontology annotation, molecular function: RNA polymerase II cis-regulatory region sequence-specific DNA binding; protein heterodimerization activity; DNA-binding transcription activator activity, RNA polymerase II-specific. The record is from RefSeq and is a predicted model, not a curated record. Gene Ontology annotation, biological process: regulation of transcription by RNA polymerase II. Gene Ontology annotation, cellular component: CCAAT-binding factor complex; nucleus.